Molecule: messenger RNA, 1031 nt
Organism: Sebastes umbrosus (honeycomb rockfish)
Lineage: Eukaryota; Metazoa; Chordata; Actinopteri; Perciformes; Sebastidae
Product: lymphocyte antigen 75-like
Exons: 4
Coding region: 1-804 (267 amino acids)
Source: RefSeq, a predicted model, not a curated record
AUGAAAGAGCUGGGGUCGCACAUUGAGACACACAGUCCACAGAUCAUCAUGAUGAUGGAAAGGAUCUUGCUGGGUGUCUUGAGUCUCUCAGGGUGGCUCAUCCCCUCCAUAUGCCUUCACCGUCAGUACCACUAUGUUGCUGAUUUAAAGACUUGGCCUGAAGCUGCCACCUACUGCAGACGGACAUACACAGACCUGGCCAGCAUUAACACAGUUUCAUCUUCCGGCCACAGCUCUGAAGUCUGGAUUGGUCUGUACAUGGCAAUCGUCUGGAGGUGGUCUGAUGGCUACAGAGGGAUUGGGUCUCAAUACAGGCCCUGGAGACCUACUUCCAGUGAACCAAAUUUUAUUUCAGGUGAUCAGUUCUGUGUGGUCUUUGGAACUGAUGGAACGUGGUUUGAUUAUUUUUGUAAUGAUGAAUAUCCAUUUAUCUGUUACAGAGGAACACAGCUGGAUCCUGAAUUUGUUGUUGUGAAUGAAAGAAUGAAUUGGUCCAGUGCUCAGAGGUACUGCAGGGAGAACUACAUAGACCUGGCCACUGUGAGGAACGACACUGAGAACCAGGAGAUCAAGAGUUUGGUGUGGAGUGGAGGCAGGGCAUGGAUUGGUCUAUUUAGACAUCCCAAUUUGACUUGGUCUGAUGGUAGCAACUACAAAUUCAGCUACUGGGAUUACUUAAACCCAAUUGGCUCAUUGGUACAUGUAUGUGGUGUUGCAGCUUUGCAAGAAUCAGGAAAAUGGAGGGGUUAUAACUGUGAAAUGAGAUUACCGUUUGUCUGCUACAGCAUCACACCUGGUGAGUGAUUUACUGUCCUUUUAUGGUAUCAUAUAAGUAAUAUAGACCAGCAAACUAAUGCUUCAUUUCUCUGUUCAUUCUGCAACAGUAAAGAGGCAGGUAGUAAGGCUGAGGAUAAAGCCGGAGGACUCCUCUCUGGAUCUGAAUGACCCUGCUGUGAAAGCAGACAUCCUGAAAAAGGCACGUAUCUAUCUAUCUAUCUAUCUAUCUAUCUAUCUAUCUAUCUAUCUAUCUA